UUUAAACAACGGUGAUAGGAAACGGGUUGUAUACGACAAGGUUGUUGGGUGAAGUGCACUGAAGAAAAAAGGAUAGUUUAGAUUGUUACCAUGUUACGGCUUAUGGUAAUACUUGGGUUAUGUGGUGUUCUGGGUGCUACUAGGAAUACGUAUCUUAUAACAGCACCAAGUGUUAUUGUACGUGGAGAAGAAUAUAAUGUUGGUGUACAUAUAUUAAAUGCAUCGGCACCAGUUCAGGUUCGAGCACAAAUAGUAGAAAUUGUAUACAAUGGUACUAAACAGACGCGUAAUGUACGAAAUGGAAACAGACAGAUGUUCAAGCAAGGAGUACCCGGAAGCUUAACUCUAAAGCUUCCUCGUAAUGCUGUGGCGGCCAGAACAUAUCGUUUAAAGAUCAGAGCAACUAAGGGACUCCAGUUGGAGAUGGAGCAGAAUAUCAGAGUUCAUAAUCAACAGGUGUCCACACUGGUACAAACAGAUAAAGCAAUGUAUAAAGGCAGACAAACAGUGCAAUUCCGUGUUUUGACUAUUUUCCCCGACCUGAAGCCCUAUAAAGGCAAGCUCAAUAUCGAUGUUAUAGAUGCACGAGGUAAUCGAGUUAAACAAUGGCUGAAUGAACAUGAUCAAUUUGGUGUUGUAUCGAAAGAUUUUCAACUCAGUGAUCAACCUCAAUCAGGGGAGUGGUCAAUCAAAGUCACCAUUCCAGAUUUAGAUGCUUACACCACGAGCCAACAUUUCACAGUACAGGAAUACGAAUUGCCCAAGUUUGAAGUAAUAGUUGAAUUGCCUCCAUAUGGUUUGAGAACAGAAACGGAAUUACAUGGCACGGUGAAAGCUAAAUAUACAUUUGGUAAAGAUGUUGAAGGAAUGGUAGAUCUAAGAGCUUAUAAAGGCAGUAUUAGAAAUUCUUGUGGUCGGGAGGAGAGAUAUUUGCAGCAGGUUUUCCCGAUAAAUGGUGAAGCCAAAUUUACGCUUUCUACUGCGGAUUUGAAGAAAAUUUCCAGUCAAUGGUCGGAUUUGUACAGCGUCAAUAUCGUUGCUAGGGUAACUGAGGAAAACACAGGAAAGGUUCUGAACGGGACUGAAUCUAUCACGUUUCAUUCUAAGCCGUACAAACUAUCGUUUUUAUCAACCAGUGCUAAUACCUUUAAACCGGGACUACCUUAUACGGCAUAUGUAAAACUAACCACCCAAGAUGAUGUCCCCGUCAUGAAUAGCACACGCGGUAUUGAAGUAUUCACGUGCGUCGAUUUUACACGCACAGUGUCGAAUCAGGAUCGUUAUGCAUGUUCACAGUUUCAAGGAACGUACAACUUACCAACCCAAUCUUUGAUCCCAUCCAAUGACGGUGUGGCCAAGAUUGCUAUUGAAGAAGUUCCCAGGAAUACCACACAGAUCAAAAUGAGAGCGUGGUAUAAUGAUAUAAGUGUAGACCUAUUUAUUUAUGCGGCUUCAUCCCCAAGUAAAAACUUUCUUCAGAUUUCAACAUUUGUCGAUGGAUCUGUAUCAAAGAUUGAUAGAACAGUGAAAUUUGAAAUACGAUCUACAGAAGCCAUUGGUACAUUAUAUUAUAUAAUUAAAGCAAGGGGCUCUGUUCAGAAAUCAGAACAAUACGAUAUGCAGAACACAACGAAUGCUAUUUUGAACCUACCUGUUACACCCAGUAUGUCGCCCUCGGCUUAUAUCUUGGUUUAUUACAUGAGAAAAAAUGGCGAAGUUGUUGCCGAUGGCUUAACGUUCAAUACAGACAGGUUAUUUAAAAAUAAAGUAUCUGUAGAUUUUAAUAAGGAAGCAGUAUCACCUCAAGACCGCAUCAGCCUCAUCGUAUCAGCUGAACCCAAAUCUCAAGUAUACCUCCUGGCAGUAGAUCAGAGUGUUUUAUUGGUAAAAUCAGGCAAUGAUCUGACUCCUCAAAAGGUGAAGUCAGCUCUAUCAAGUUUUAGUAAUGUUCCUAACCCUAUAGAUGAACCUGUCUGGCAUUAUGGUCGACAAUCAUCAGCUAAAAAUGCCAAAGAAUUUUUCAAGGAAGCUGGUGUGUUACUUAUGACAGAUAUUCAAUUUUUAAAAGAGUAUCAACAACGUGAAUCAAGACGACAAUAUGAUUCACCCCCCUAUGACUCGUAUGGUGGAGAGGCCGGUUAUCCCGGACCACCCGGGCGGGGGCCCGUGUCUAUUUCACUUGAAAGUACAGCAUUUACAGAAGGUCUAGUAGAGCCUGAACGAGUUAGAAAUAUUUUCCCAGAGACAUGGCUGUGGACCAAUGAGACUGUCGGAGCUGAUGGACGAGUGUCUAUAGAAGCUACUGCGCCUGAUACAAUCACGUCGUGGGUAGCCAGUGGUUUUGGAGUCCACAAUAAACUGGGUUUGGGUGUAGCGGAUGCCACCAGCAAGGUUUUGGUCGAGAAAAGUUUUUUUGUUAGCCUAAAUCUUCCGCCAUCAGUCAAAUAUGGAGAAGUUGUAACUAUACAAGCUAUUGUGUUUAACUAUUUAGAUCAAGAUGUACCGGUGAAAGUAACUCUACCUAAGUCAGCAGAUUAUACGAACAUAGAAAUAUCUAGAAAUGGCGAGGAGUCGGAUACAUCAGAGGAACAAUCUUCAACAUUACUUGUGGAGAAGGAUUCAACAACAUCAGUCUAUUUCCCAAUCCGACCUAAAACACGUGGUAUGAUAGAUAUCAAGGUAACAGCAAGUUCGUUUAUUGCCGCCGACGCUGUGAGAAGACAACUUAAAGUUACGCCUGAAGGAAUUCGACGAGAAACUAACCACAAUUUAUUGAUAAAAUCAACACGUUCUGGCAGUUACCAGGGACGUCUUUCAUUAGACAGACCACGAGACGUCGUUCCUGAUACCAUGAAGAUCAGAAUCACUGCCACAGGAGAUUUAAUGGGAUUAAGUUUAGAUAAUUUUGACAAUCUGAUCCAGCUUCCUACUGGCUGUGGUGAACAAAAUCUGAUGAAAUUUGCUCCAGUAGUUUUUAUUGCGGAUUACCUGAAAGCAUCCAACCAGAUGGAAGAUAACAUCAAGGCAAAAAUAAUUGAAACUCUUGAACUAGGUUACCAGAAACAGCUUUCAUAUCAACGCUAUGAUAAAUCCUAUGGUCCAUUUGGAGAUUCGGACGGUGCUGGAAGCAUCUGGUUGACAGCGUCUGUUGUACGAAGUUUUCAACAAGCUAAAGAGUAUAUUUAUAUAGACGAUACGACCACAGCGGAUUCUGUUAGAUGGAUUCUAGAUCGGCAGAACCUAGACGGUUCUUUUACAGAACAAGGUACCAUUAUAGACAAGAAAUUACAGGGCAAUCCUGUUAGUUUAACAUCGUAUGUAUUAAUAGCUCUGUUAGAUGUUGAGUCAUAUCUUCUAGAAACACAUAAUCCCGGCUACACCGAUAUGAGGCAUGUCUACAAGCUAGGUAAUGCAACGCAGAAAGCGACACAAUAUCUCGAGGACCAUGCUAGGCGGGAAAAAGAUGUUUACAAUAUGGCGAUAUUAGCUCUAGCGUUAACUAAAGCUAAAAGUGAACAAGCUGAUGACGCUUUGAUUCGUGUAGCCAACGAGUUAGAAUCAGAUGGUAAUAUGAAAUAUCUGGACGUGGACGAGGAAAAAGAAUCGGCAAUUCCAUACUAUAAGCACGUAAUAGAUUCACAUGACAUCAUAGCUACGUCAUAUCUUCUGUUGACCUAUGUUGAAAGACGUGAGAUAGAGACGGGAUAUGCGGUCAUGAAGGCUGUCGUAUCACGCAGAAAUGGACAAGGUGGUUUCCAGUCUUCGCAGGAUACUGUUGUAGCUCUUGAAGCUCUGAGUCGAUAUGCCACCAUAUCUCGACCUGCAGAUCUUAACCUGGAUAUCACCGUUACUAACAAUCAGGGCACAGACCAGGUACAGCUCAAUAUCAACAACAAUAACGCCCUAGUUAUUCAAAGCACACAGGUCAAAUGGGCGGAUGAUUAUUUAAACGUUGUAGCGUCUGGAUCUGGUGUAGGAUAUCUAGAUAUAAAUGUAGAAUAUUAUGUAACAGUACAGGAUGUUAAUGAAAAUUUUGAUGUCAGUACAGUUUUAUUAGAUGAUAAUAUCAAUGGGUUUACACUCAUGACGUGCUGCAAGGUUUUAGAUGACGAACCAACUGGCAUGACAACGGCGACUAUACAGAUUCCAGCUGGCUUUAGUCCCGAUUUAUCCAGUAUCAAUGUGGCAGGUGUAAGAAGAGUAGAAGGGAUCGGAGAUAAUGUCAAUGUCUACUUUGAUCAGAUAGGGAAAACGUCAACAUGUUUUAAUUUACAAGCAUCUAGAAGAAGUAUGGUGUCCAGUACCCAAAAGUGUUUUAUCAAAUUUACAGAUUAUUAUAAACCAUCUAAAUCUACUACUGUAUCUUACGAACCAAGACGAUUGAAAGAAUCCACCGUCUGUGAUGUCUGUACUAAAUGCUGCAAUAGCUCCUAGAUGGUCAUCCUGUGUGACGAAUAUUGGGUGACAGGUGGUAAUAUUCAUCAGGAUAAUAUAAAAACCAACCGAAUAUUAUCAGCAUAAAUAAACAUAAUAAUUCA
Molecule: messenger RNA, 4538 nt
Organism: Patella vulgata (common limpet)
Lineage: Eukaryota; Metazoa; Mollusca; Gastropoda; Patellidae
Product: CD109 antigen
Exons: 37
Coding region: 91-4434 (1447 amino acids)
Cellular component (GO): extracellular region
Molecular function (GO): endopeptidase inhibitor activity
Source: RefSeq, a predicted model, not a curated record